UAUGUUAUAAAUUUGAAAAUAAUGUCAAAUGCAUUGAAAUGACUGAUUAAGUAAUGAAUGAAUGAAUUGAAUUCAAGUGACAAAUGAGUGAUCAAUAGACAGAUGUCUCCAAAUGUAUGGCAUUGAAGGUAUUGAAGGCAUUGAAGGCAUUGAAGGCAUGAAAAAAAACAUUGAAAGCACUGUUCAUAUGAUUUGUUGUACAAAUUGUUUAAUACAAGUGUUUGCUAUUUGAACCACAAUUUGUACCAAAAAACAGAAAUGAAUAAAGAAUUUGCAGAACUGAAGAAUGAUUUAAUAAUCCGUGCGGCGAGAGGUGAACGGACAGAGCGAACACCGGUGUGGGUCAUGCGUCAGGCGGGACGGUAUUUGCAAGAGUUUAGACAAUUUAGACAAAAACACGACUUCUUCGAGAUUUGUCGCACACCAGAGUUGGCCGCAGAAGUGACUUUAAUGCCAAUUCGUCGCUUCGAUUUGGACGCCGCCAUCAUCUUCUCAGAUAUUCUGGUUAUUCCUCAAGCAUUGGGAAUGGAAGUACAAAUGGUGGCCUCCGUUGGUCCCGUUCUUCCAAAACCUCUUGUAAUACCACAAAAUAUUAAUGAUUUUUUAAAACAAGAUAUUGAUGUGGAAAAAGAGUUGAGUUAUGUUAUGGAAGCGAUAACUCUGACCAGACAUAAACUCGAAGGAAAAGUCCCGCUAAUAGGCUUUUCCGGCGCCCCAUUCACUCUCAUGGGUUAUAUGAUUGAAGGCGGCGGUUCUAAAACGUUGUCUAAAACUAAGAAAUGGUUGUAUGAAUACCCCGAAGAGAGUGUCCGACUUUUAAAGUUAUUAACAGAUGUCGUAAUCAAGUACUUAGUGUCUCAGGUCAAGGCUGGCGCUCAGUUACUUCAAGUUUUUGAGUCUAGCGCUGGCUUUUUGGGACCGAAAUUAUUUAACCAAUUUUCACUUCCUUUCAUUCAACAAAUCAGUAGUUCUGUAAAACAGUCAUUAACUGAUCUGAAUUUACCAACGGUUCCAAUGAUUAUUUUUGUUAAAGAUUGUCAUUUUGCCAUUGAAUCUCUAAGUCAUUCACAAUAUGAUGUGAUAGGUAUUGACUGGACUAUUGAGCCGUCGAGAGGCCGACAAUUAGCCGGACAAUCGGUUACUCUUCAGGGAAAUCUCGAUCCGUGUGCUCUCUAUGCCGACAGUCAGCAAAUUGAAGGAUUAGUUAAAGAUAUGAUUGAAAGUUUUGGGACCAAUAGAUAUAUUGCUAAUUUGGGUCACGGAAUAUAUCCCGACGUAAAUCCCGAUAAUUUAGCAGUUUUUGUAAACGCUGUCCAUAAGUAUUCACAAAAUACUGAUAUAUAAUGCAAUCUC
Oppia nitens is the source of this 1353-nucleotide messenger RNA. It is a transcript of the gene Urod, whose product is annotated as uroporphyrinogen decarboxylase-like. Gene Ontology annotation, biological process: heme biosynthetic process. NCBI's taxonomy places the organism in Eukaryota, Metazoa, Arthropoda, Arachnida, Sarcoptiformes, Oppiidae. The coding region runs from base 259 to 1344 and encodes 361 amino acids. The record is from RefSeq and is a predicted model, not a curated record. Gene Ontology annotation, molecular function: uroporphyrinogen decarboxylase activity. Gene Ontology annotation, cellular component: cytosol. The transcript has a single exon.